This is a messenger RNA of Ochlerotatus camptorhynchus, 3234 nucleotides long. It is a transcript of the gene Tmep, whose product is annotated as Transmembrane endosomal protein. The record is from RefSeq and is a predicted model, not a curated record. Gene Ontology annotation, cellular component: membrane. Bases 560 to 1984 code for a protein of 474 amino acids. The transcript has 9 exons. Lineage: Eukaryota; Metazoa; Arthropoda; Insecta; Diptera; Culicidae. Gene Ontology annotation, molecular function: transporter activity. Gene Ontology annotation, biological process: transport.
UGCGGGACGUCGUCAUCGUCGCAUAUUCUUUGUCCGUGUGCGAAGAAACAAGUUCGUUUUCCAUUUUCCCAUUGAACUACAGGUCGGUGCAGAAAAGUGGCGACUUUUCCUGCGUCGCGAGUGCAUUCGCAAAAGGUGUGUGAAAGAAUUUUCCAGGUGAAAAUCUUCUCCGUUGGAUGUGGUUUUCAGGUUUGGUAAGGCAAUCAACAGUGGAAGCUUAGUGGCAAUUGGAGCACCAGUAUAAUCAAAAGCAUUGUGAGGUAGGAGCCGGAGAUUAAGAAGAAGAAGAAGCAAAGUGAAAGUGUGUUGCACGGAUCUCGUUUCUAAGGAGCAAUUGAUGGAGAAGUGUGUUCUAAAUGUAACAAGUGAGGAAAAGGUGGUUAUUCUCUACUGCAUUGUGUGAAACUAUCCCAAAAAGGAGAAGGAAGCUUAUAAUAGUCAAUUCGUGGUCUUGGGAUAGUGGAAGUGAAAUAAGGGUGAAGAACCUGUUACUUUGGGAAGUUGUUGCACUGCAUCUGGCUCGCUUAACGGUGGCAAAGAUCUACAGCAGCGCAGCAGCAUGAGCAGCACGGAACAUCCACCGGUGAUGGCUCCGGCGGAUCUGAUCAAUGGAAGUACCGUCAGUCCGAAGAUUAUCAUUCACCCAACGGAGGCCGCAGCACUAGGCAUCGACCCACUGAUUAGUCACGUUGGUGACGGUAUAUUUCUGCAAACAAAAACCGCUCAAGGUCUAGCGGGGAUCUUCGUGUGGAUUGCAUUGUUCAUCACAUGUCAACAGAUCUACCAGCACCUACGAUGGUACACCAAUCCCCAGGAGCAGCGAUGGAUAGUCCGGAUAUUGUUCAUCGUGCCCAUCUACGCCACCUACUCGUGGAUUAGUUUGCUAUUUUUCAACUCCGAAAGCGUCUACGUGUACUUUUUCACCGUGCGAGACUGCUACGAAGCGUUCGUAAUCUACAAUUUCCUGUCCCUGUGCUACGAAUACCUCGGCGGUGAGGGCAACAUCAUGUCCGAAAUCCGCGGCAAGCCCAUCAAAUCGUCCUGCCUUUACGGAACGUGCUGUCUCGGCGGCAAGACGUACACAAUCGGCUUUCUCCGGUUCUGCAAGCAGGCCACUCUGCAGUUCUGUCUGGUCAAACCGCUGAUGGCGUUCAUCAUCAUCUUUCUGCAGGCCUUCGGACACUACCACGACGGUGAUUGGAGCGCCGAUGGUGGCUACAUCUACAUCACCGUCAUCUACAACAUUUCGGUCUCGUUGGCCCUGUACGGACUGUACCUGUUCUAUUUUGCGACGCGGGACUUGCUGACGCCGUUCGAUCCAGUGCUCAAGUUCUGCACUGUAAAAUCUGUGAUUUUCCUCUCCUUCUGGCAGGGUGUCGGUCUGGCCAUCCUGGAAAAGGCUGAAGUAAUCUCACCCAUCGUGGACGCCGGUGGCUCGACCACGUCGGCUGGUACCGUGUCCGCCGGUUAUCAGAACUUCUUCAUAUGCAUUGAAAUGCUGUUUGCGGCGAUUGCCCUGCGGUAUGCGUUCCCGUAUCAGGUGUACGCCCAAAGCUGUAUGACUGACGCUCACGGUAGAUCCGUGACAAUGCAAUCAAUCUCCAGCAGCCUGAAGGAAACGAUGAACCCGAAGGAUAUUAUGACGGACGCGAUACACAACUUCCACCCGCAGUACCAGCAGUACACGCAGUACAGUUCAGGUGGUAAGAACUCCCGCGGCAUUCGGGUGUCAUCGUACGAUCCGGACGAUCCGAGUCAUCAGCUAACGCAGGGUGGAACCGGCGGGUCGGGUGGAACCAAUCACGGAAGCGGAAGCAGAGGCAGCGGCUACAGCACCGGUCAAAGUAACUACAUUGCCCCACCGACGCUCGGUAGCCAGCGGAAGUUUAUGCCCGGUGGUGGAGCCUCCCAGAAGGUGGCCACCAUUAGUCAGAAUUAUAACGAGAAAACGAUGCUGCUAAGUAGCGACGAUGAGUACCAGUAAGAUAAGUUUCUUAGGCGAGUGUUCCGUUUCCUUUUUCAUUCCUUUGCGGGGUCGGUAGAGGUUUCGUUCAUCUCUUUCAAAACAUGUUGAAACGUACCUUUCUUUGUGUAAAUGUUGCAGUUUUCAACAACUGAGAUUAGAAACGCUUUUAUUCGGAUGGACUUACGCCUACGUGGGUGUUUAGGGUAGGGGACAAAUUAAACUACAUACAUCUAAAAAACACAGAUAACGAUGCAAAAUUGACAAUGGACAGGCAGAGUAGUUAUUUAUAUGAAAUUAUCUUUGACAGCAUGUGUUUAGAUGGUAGUAAGUAAUAAUGACGAUCUUAAGAUACAAAUGCAGGCAAACUUUACUGUAACUAAUAAACACGAGCCGAGCGGUCACAAACAACGUUUCGAGUUGCCGUAUAGCAAAACAUUUAAAUAAAUAUUAAUAUUUUUGUGUAAUGAAAAUUAAACUCUCGGAGUGAAGGCUCCCGUAAAUGCUAUAUAUCAGUGAAACAGAAAAUACAACACAAUGCCGUCACAUUGUUGUAUUAAUAGUGGACACUCUUGAUUAAAGGCUGCAAUUUAUACUGGAACAUGCUUUUUUUUAUUAUUUGAAAACAAUAAAGAAUGCUAAAUAUUGCAAAAAAGUACAAUAUUCCUGCCAUUUUAAAGAUACAAAACAGAAAAGACGGCAUUACAUGAACAUCUACACACUGAAAAUAAGUACACAAAUAAAACUGUUUGAGUUGAUAGUGCUUGUAUUAAAGCAAAUUAUGCGACAUGUCUGCUAUUUCACCUAUACUUUUAUGUUCUUAAGUGUGGCCGACCCAAGUUAACCAACAACUGCGAGCAACAUAGUUGGCUAAAUAAACUAAAGGAAUUAGCUGUUUUGAAAAAUUACUUUCGCUUAUAAUUUGUAACUGUAAUACCGGAAAUCUUUUGUUUAAACAAAGAGAAGAAAAUCGCAGUUGUUGCGUCAACAAGAUACUGUAACCAAAGUACAUAGGUGCGGAAGCUUCCGUUAAUGAUGAUACUUUUUUCAACGAUCUUUUAAAUCCACUAAUUAUUUAUCUAGAUAUAUAAAUAGAUGACCCAAGUCGAACCCAUGUGUAUUACAGCAGAGAGCAAAUCACUUAUACAUAUAUGAAGUCUUGCUAAACAAGAAAAAAUACAAAUUAAGAGGCAAACCAUACGCAGAGAAGCAAACUUUGGAAUAAUUUCUAACAGUAGCGUAUAAAAUAUAAGUGAAAAUUAUUUUAAAAA